UAAAAACGUAAGAAAAAUGGCAAAAAAGAUUCCAUUUUCUUGUGUUUUUGCUUCAGAUGAAGAUUUGCCAACUUAUCCGGCCUCAGAAUUAAACUCACAUGGUCCUCAUAUUUUUGGGUGGCGUUCUAAGCCAGAUCCAAGUUUAGACAAAAGUCCAAAAGAAAUCGUCCUUAAAUUUCAUUAUCCUGCCAAAAUUUACAAGAUCCAAGUAUUAGCACAUCAAUAUUUAAUUCCCGAAAGAAUCGAUUUAUUUAUAAAUUAUUCGUCUAAAAGUGCAACACCAUCUAGUCAGACAUUUGAAUAUAUUGGAUUUAUUUCAUUAUCACAAGCAUCAGAAAAUUUUCAAUCACGUGAACUUCAAAGUAUCUCCAUUCCUGAGAAAUUAGCAACACAUUUAAAGUUACGUAUGGGUGGUCCAUAUAGUAACAAACUGAAUCCGCACAAUCAGUUAGCAUUAUUAGCUGUUAAUGUUUUGGGUGAAGAAUGUCAACCGAAUGAUUUAAAUCAUCUUAGGAUUAAAAGCUCUACUGAUGAGAGUACCGAAAUUGGAUUAUCAUCAAUUACUGAUGAUUUGAGUUAUUGUAUGUAUGUUGAGGAGAGUAUUGUUGAUAUUGUGAAAAAAUUGGAGCAGCUUAAACAUCGAGCAGUUGAAGAUGAAAGAUUUGAGUAUGCCAGAAAAUUAAAAUUAUGUAUGAACUGCUUGAGAACAGUUGGCGAAAGACUCGGGCGUUAUGCACUUUCAAAGAGAUUAUCGGUAUUGAAGGAAGAUUUUAAUACAGCACGGUUGAGAAAGGAACAAAUGGAAUUAUACAAGAAGGUUGUAUUCGAGAAAUUGGAAAUCGAUAAGCUUUUUGAAUAUGACGGCCUGUUAGUCGAGAAUGACAUUUGUUCUGAAACAUAUGCAGCAAAGCCACAAUUACCACAAGCACCGACACUUGUUGAAGUGGCAAAAUAUUUAGAGAACUUAAAGGCCAACGAGGCAUCAAACGGAGAUACAGCAGGAAAGUCAAAUUUACAGCAAGAUAAACUUCACGAGAUCCCACAAUCCCCUCAAUUUAGAUGUAAAUCAAAUUGUGAUCAAAUAAGUAAGUCGUCACCAAGAAGUUCCCCUAAUACCGGUUCAUUAAGACGGAGGAACAAAAGUGCACCUAGAAAUACCAAUUAUGACCAUGACGAACGAGAAAUUCCCACAUUAAGGCAUUCUCAUACGAAUGAAUUUUUAAGGGAAUGUCAUCAUCCAGAACCUGAAAUGCGUGGUCGAUCAAAACUAAAUGAUAGAGAGAAAAGACAAGCCUCAAUACCCAUACUCGUUUUUGGAAUUGACAUUGUUGAACUAUUUUAUUCGAGACAAUUUCAAGAUCGCGAAGAAGCUUUAUUAAUGCUGCGAGAGAUUCUAAAGAAUCCAGAAAAACCUGAAUUUGGAUAUAACAAAACAACAAGGGGUGCAACAAUAUUAUUACAUCGUGCCAUUAGAGACGCUGUAUUUUCAGUGUUUAGUGCAGCCGCUGAGACAAUAAGGUGUUUGUUUUGUGAAUUUAUUCCUGAAAAAGUGUCAAACUCAGAAGUGGCGAGAUGUGUUGAUAAAUUAUUACCGGAGUUGUUAUCAAAAUCGGGAGAUGCAAGUCCACGUGUUCAUAACUUGGCACAACAUACAAUUCUUGUCAUAGCAACAUGCAACGAAGUAAAAGAACAGCAUUUAGUAGCACCUUCAUUAUCUAGACCGGUAACAAAUGGAACACAUCCAAGAUUAGCUCUUUCAAGGAUGCAAAUGCUCGAACAAUUAGUUCUUAGUCAAGGAAUAAAUAAUGAGAAACAAAGUGGAUUGAGUCCAAGAUUAUUAAGUGAAUGUGGUAUACAAGGUAUUCAGCAUUCACAUGAACCAGUUAGAAAAGUCGCAGAACGAAUUCUCUUAGCCGUCUAUAAAGUCAAUCCUCGCCUCAUUCGCAAACAAUUACCGCCAGAUGAUGAAAUAACGAGACGAAAUUUGUUGUACAGACAAUUAUUUGCAGAAUUUGAUAAGAUUGACUUACAGAGGAAGCGUGAAAUGUUGGCAGAGCAAAAAGUGAAUACGAUCGAAUUUUCAAUUAAUGAGUGCUCAUCUAGUGAAACGUCUGGUGAAACAUCUAGGCCAAAGUCCUCAAAUGUCGCUGAGUCAAUUAAAAUCUUAAGAAUAAACGAUCGUGCUAGUCCAAUUCCAUUCAGACCAAGGAAUAAUCAGCAGCCUCAAAUUUAUAAAAGUAAGAGUGGUCAAUCAAUUAAAGACUUUGCAAAGCGUCAGGAAACUUUUAAAUGUACCUUUUGCGAUACUAUUGCAUUCUCGAAUCAUGAGCUUGAUUUUCACUAUUGGAAAAUAUGUCCAUAUCUAACAAAAUGUGAAAAUUGUAAAGAUAUUGUGAAAAUAUCAGAUUUCAAUAAUCAUUUAUUGAGUGAAUGUGAAAGAACAAAGGAUUUUGUAAAAUGUGAUGUCUGUCAUGAUGCAAUUUUAGUAAGAGAAUUAGAAAAACAUAAAAAGGAGCCACACUGUAGAGUAUUAACAUCAGGAAUAGCAAAGUGUCCACUUUGUAGAGAAAACAUCUAUUUGCCGGAUGACGGAGGAUAUGAGAGACAUAUAAGCAUUGGAUGUCCAAAACAAAAGCGCAAAAUUAUAAAAUAAUCUUUUUUAAUUAUCUAUAAUAAAAAGUUAAAAAAUUGC
Molecule: messenger RNA, 2692 nt
Organism: Chironomus riparius
Lineage: Eukaryota; Metazoa; Arthropoda; Insecta; Diptera; Chironomidae
Source: the annotation of a GenBank genome assembly